UGCUCACUGCUAAAUGCUAGCAGUGCUACAGGAAUGUAAACAGGAAGCUGGUAGCUCACUUGCUCUGCUGAUCUAAUUAGAGUUUGAUUAAACGGAUUCUUUUCAGAAUGAAAAGAGGAAAUGGAUUUACACACUCGGCCAACACUGUUCAGUGAGAUUGCACAUGGCCUGGGCUUCUGGACAGACCGAUCAGCAGUGCACGAAGCAGCAGCUCAUGGAAGAGUAGCAGAACUUGAACAGCUCAUUAAAAAUGGAGCUAUGGUCAACAUUGUGGCUGUGGACUCCAUCACUCCACUGCAUGAGGCUUGUAUUCAAGGCCAAACACAGUGUGUCCAGCUGCUGCUGGAGGCUGGAGCUCAUGUGAACGCCCGUAACAUUGACGGAAGCACGCCGUUAUGUGAUGCUUGCGCAGCUGGUAAUCUAGACUGUGUGAAGCUGCUGCUGGAGUACGGAGCCAUGGUAAACCCUCCUCUCUUCACUUUCUCUCCUCUUCAUGAAGCCUGUAUGGGGGGUAACCUCGAGUGUGUGCAACUUAUGAUAGCCGAAGGAGCGCUCCUGGAGGCUCAUGACUGCCACUUCGGGACUUCGCUUCACGUGGCUUGUGCCAGGCAGCAUGUAGAUUGUGUCAAGGCUCUGCUGAAUGCAGGUGCAAAUGUAAAUGCUGCAAAGAUUCAUGAGACGGCCCUCCACCAUGCUGCUAAAGCAAACAAUCCGGAGAUGAUCGAGAUGUUGGUUGAGUUUGGUGGGAACGUGUUUGCCAGAGAUAACCUCGGCAAAAAGCCAAUCCAUUACACCAGCCCGGGUUCAGCUGCAGCACUCUGCCUCAGGUUCUACGAAACUGAACCACUGAGUCUUCAGCAGUUAAGCAGGGUUGCACUCAGGAGUGCGUUGGGGAAACGAGCACUGGAGGCGAUGCCACAGCUGGGUUUGCCCAAUCGUAUGAUCAGCUACCUCACUUACACGCUCACUCCACCUUCUGAGCUCCUGACAAGCCGAGACGACCGACUGAAGCAGACCGAUUUCCCCAGCGUGUCUGGAGAAUAAAAGAAACUACACAGUGAAUCAUGUCGGGAAAUAUACCAGAUCUCGUCUUAUUAUUAAACCUGCAGUGUCUAAAUCAGGUUCAGUACCAAAAAACAGGUCUGUUCUCAGUCAUUCUCAGUCUGUGAAGCAUUUAUUCGUAAGAUAUAUUUACACUCAUUUGUAUAAAGUGUAGCAUAUCUUGUAAAUUGUAUAUUUCUAAUCUAGAUUUCAUCUUAAUAUGCAGUGUACAUAUUCUGUUCACAAGGUAAAAGUUUAUAAAUGAUUAAAUAUCA
Neoarius graeffei (lesser salmon catfish) is the source of this 1316-nucleotide messenger RNA. RefSeq names its product ankyrin repeat and SOCS box containing 13b (gene asb13b). NCBI's taxonomy places the organism in Eukaryota, Metazoa, Chordata, Actinopteri, Siluriformes, Ariidae. The transcript has 6 exons. The record is from RefSeq and is a predicted model, not a curated record. Bases 121 to 1044 code for a protein of 307 amino acids. Gene Ontology annotation, molecular function: protein binding. Gene Ontology annotation, biological process: intracellular signal transduction; protein ubiquitination; positive regulation of protein catabolic process.